AUGGCAGCCGAAAACGUCGUCACUCUCACCUACAAAGAUCGGAUAGCUAUCAUCACCCUCAACAGACCCAAGAAGCUCAAUGCAUUUACACUGGACCAUUACUACCUCAUUGGGGAGCGUCUCCGCGAAGUUGCACAACGAGAUGAUAUCUACGUAACCAUCAUCGCAGGCACGGGACGAUUCUUUUCAGCCGGAGCGGACGUAUCCUCGGCAGUCAACAAAGACUCAACCGGCAACCCCCGCCUCGACGUCGUCCAAGGCUUCGUAAUUCGCAACAUAGACCUAACGCGCACCUUCUACACGCACCCAAAGAUCCUCGUCGUAGCCCUCAACGGCCCUGCCGUCGGCCUCUCCGCCGCCCUCGUCGCAUUCGCCGACUUCAUCUACGCCGCUCCACACACCUUCAUCCUCACACCGUUCUCCUCCCUAGGCCUCGUCGCAGAGGGCGGCUCGUCAUACGCCUUCGUCGAACGCCUCGGCAUCGCGAAGGCCAACGAGGCGCUUAUCAUGAGUAAGCGCAUUACCUGUGAUGAGCUCGUCGCCACCGGUUUCGUGAAUAAGGUCAUCUCUGCGCCAUCAGGGAGACAGGAUGACUCCACCGGUUUCCUGGGGAAGGUUCUGGAGGAGGUGGAGGAACGGCUGGGUACGCAUUUGAAUCAAAGUAGUUUAUUGAGGAUUAAGGAGUUGAUUCGGAGGCCUGGAAGGGAGAUUCUGGAUAGACAGAAUCAAUUGGAGGCAUACAUGGGGCUUGAUCGGUUCUUGAGGGGUUAUCCGCAGGAGGAGUUUAGGAAGAUUGCUACGGGGCAGAAGAAGCAUAAAUUGUAG
Messenger RNA from Monascus purpureus, 825 nucleotides. NCBI's taxonomy places the organism in Eukaryota, Fungi, Ascomycota, Eurotiomycetes, Eurotiales, Aspergillaceae. The record is from the annotation of a GenBank genome assembly.